GCGGGCGGCGUGACGGGGCAGCUAGCGCGGUGCUGUGGCCGGCCGGCGCCUGGCGCGGGAACUAUAUAUAAUCGGCGGGCGGGGGAGGCUGCCUCGGCGGCUCCCAGUGCUCAUGUACGAGGGGACGGCGGCCAUCUCCGCGGGGCGCCGGGUGGACUGUGCACCUGGACCACUCUCGGAGGACGGCCCGCGCAUUUUUGAAGCCCCACCAGGGCAGGGUUGCCCUCCCAUUCUGCCGACAAGGAGCUGAGGCGAUUCUCCCAAGCACUCUGCUUUGCUGUGACCCGCUCGCUGAUGCUGACGUGCCUGGUGCCUGCUGGGCUGCUGGCCCUGCGCUAUUACUACAGCCGCAAGGUGAUCCUGGCCUACCUGGAGUGUGCGCUGCACACAGACAUGGCCGACAUCGAACAGUACUACAUGAAGCCACCUGGCUCCUGCUUCUGGGUGGCCGUUCUGGAUGGCAACGUGGUGGGCAUUGUGGCUGCACGGGCCCACGAGGAGGACAACACAGUGGAGCUGCUGCGGAUGUCUGUGGACUCGCGCUUCCGUGGCAAGGGCAUCGCCAAGGCGCUGGGCCGGAAGGUGCUCGAGUUUGCAGUGUUGCACAACUACUCCGCGGUGGUGUUGGGCACCACAGCCGUCAAGGUGGCUGCCCACAAGCUCUAUGAGUCGCUGGGCUUCAGACACAUGGGUGCAAGUGACCACUACGUGCUGCCUGGCAUGACCCUCUCGCUGGCCGAGCGCCUCUUCUUCCAGGUCCGCUACCACCGCUACCGCCUGCAGCUGCGCGAGGAGUGACCGCAACCGCCCACCCGCCCGCCACCCCGUUCACCCCGUCCACCUGUGCCCGCUGCCCGCCGCCUGGUGCGGCCCUGCUUUCAGACGCUCACCUUGGCAUCUGUGUUGGGUUUUCCUUUCUCAGCGUCUCGUAGUUAUCUGGCUGGUUCUGGGGGCCUUGGGGCUGUUGCUCAUCCGUGACACUUUGGUGGGGUGGGUUAUCUGCAGCCAUGGCCCCUUGUCCUCCCCAGCCUGUCAGGGUGACUUGCCACUCCUUGAAGAGUGGCAUCAUGGACCACCUAGACUGUCCACCCAGCUGCCUAGCCUGCCUCCGUCAGGGAAGGCCUGGCCUUGCCCACCAAGCACAGAACCUCUGCAGCAAAGCCCCCCAAGGAGCAGCCUCCUGGCCCCUAACCAAGCUAUGGCUCAGCUUCCAGUCCCUGGAGUGUGGUCUGCUGGGCCGGCUGGCCGCUGCCCCAUAGGAAGCAGAGCUGAAUGCGGCCCUGCUUUGCUCUGUGCAUGCUGAGGACGUGGCCUGGCCGCAGCAUGCCGCAUGCCACAGCCCCCUGCCCUGCUGCCCUGCCCAGACUGGACCCCAGGACCGAAGCUGGUGAGCACCCUUGUCCUGGUCUGAGCUUGCCUCCAGGGGGGCCUGUCCUCUGCCCACCCUGCCUGCUCUCUGGUGGGCCUGGACUGCCCCCACCAUCCUGCUCCAUCCACCCUGCUUUGCUUUGACAUCAUCUCAGUCUCGCUCCCGUAGAUCCAUGUGCCCCUCUCCCUGGCUUGGCUGACUUGGUGGGCACCAGGCGUGGUUCCUGUAGCAACCCACUGCACAGUGUGGCAGGGGUUGGUGGGGGGACACCUCUCCCCCAGUGCCUGCUAGAUCAGGUGGCCUCUCCCAGCUGCCUGAGGCCCUCCUGCCUCAGCUGUCCACCAGGGUCUGCCCUGUGAAUCUUAUAGCCCAGGCUGCUGCCGGCAAUACCCAGCCACAGCUUCUCCCAGCCUGAAACCAACCCGUUUUCUAAUAAGUUACUUAGACAGAAUAGCACUCUGCAUGACUUUAAUUCUUGGGACAAAUGGUAGCUUGUACCUUCAGACACACGUCCGUGUGGUGCUAGCACAUGCACUAUUUCUGGCCCCGUUGGAUGGGGGUGGGUGGCCGGGUCGAUGGAGGCUUCCAUGGUUUGAAAUUUGGAGGGAGACUCUAAUUUAAUGUGAUUUCCCCCUAAAGACCAUUCCUGGUGGUGAGGAGGGUCCAGGCUGCCCCUUCAGCCCUGGCAUGCAGGAUUGAGGGGCAGGGUGAGCCCCUCAGCCUCAGGAGGAGGAGCUGGGCGCUGCACGAGGAGCGGUGGGUCCUGGGGCCAGGUGAGGUUCCAUUUGGGGACUGGCCCAGUGGGGUUGGCCUGGGAUGGGGGAGAAAGGUGGUUACUGGAAGUGCCUCUGUGGCAGCCUGGACCAGCUCUGGUGGCGAGAGGGGUAUAAAGGCCCACUCAGACCUCUAUGGGGUUGGAGGGGGAGGAGGAGUGGCAGUGGGGCAGGCUGCAGAGCUAGGUCCCAAGGCCAUGUUCUUAGAAAUGGAUGGAUGGACAUCCCGAGGAGCCUUUUGUCCUGUUAGCAAUUGAGGCAUUUGCAGAACACUGUACAGACCCCGAUCUCCCCUGUACAUUCCUCCCUGGUGGCGCCCGGUCCCCACUCGGGGAUGGGAGUUUUGUAGACUGUACAGAAAUCGGCCCCUAUUUUCUUGCAGCUCUCAGAUUUUGUUAACCUGGAUUAUACAGACAGACGUAAAGUGUUUUAGCAAAAUGGAAAACAAACAGUCGUGCCUUUUCCUCUUUCUGUUUGGUCUGGUUGCUGGGGCUGGUCUUGGGCUGGUCUUACGGGGGCGUUUGGGGCUGCUGGCUGGUCUGAGACCUGGGGCACAGGAGGCAGGAUGUGGUGGAGUCAGUAUGUGGUUGGUGGGCAGCUCCGCCUGCUUCUCCUGUCCUGUGCCUUGGGAGCCUGCAGUCUUUGGGGUCAGGGCACGGGAUGGGGGUGCUAGGGCUCUCCCAGGCCAGGGCAGAGCCUGGGGACUGGGGCAGCCAGUGUCUCCUUGGUGGUGAGUUGGGUGAGCUCACAGCCCUCUCCCACUCCAGAGGGUCCUGGGGGAGGGAUGUGUCCUCCUCACCUGGUGGCCCCAGGCUUGCUGAGGGAACGUCUUCCUGGCUGUACUGCCCAGUGGGUGCAGGGACGCUUUAUGGGCUCUUGCCUGUUCUGUGCUGCCCUGUGUUGCUGCCAGGACUUGGGAGAGAUGCAGCAGGAGGAGGGCAAGCUCAGGCUGCACCUGGGACAGAGCCCCCCCAUCAGGCCACUGCAGCUCCGCAGGUCUGGAAGGCUGUGGGCAGGUUUCCUGCCCCUCCAGGCUGGAGGCUGGGCCUCUCCCCACCUGCCUUAUCCCUCCAGCCUGAGCAGUGACUGCUCCGCCAAUGUGCACUGACAUGAAUUUUAUAUGUUCGUAGAGAUUCUGAUGUAUCUUCUACCUCUGUGGAGGCCCUCCUGGGCCUGGCUGCCAUGUGUCCAGUGUGGCUCCCCUGAGUUUGCUGGCCUGCUGUCCUCCUCCUCUAGGCCUUGCCCACCUUAGGUGGCUGGCACCCAUGUUCCUGGCCUGGAAAGGCCUGGGGAAGGCUAACAUGCCUUUGGCCAUUCCCACAGGAAGGCCCUGUGCUCAGGGUCUGGAUACUUGGAAUUUCUGUUGUGUGUUUGGAAGACUGGUUUAGAGUAGGGAGGGUGAAGGGUAAAAGUAGAAUGUUCCAGGACAUCAGCAUUAGACAAACCUAUGGUGUGCAGCAGCUCCCUCUGCCCAGGCACACAUGUGCAGACAGGUAGCCCCUAAGGUGGGUGACCAGGCAAUCAUUUCACCCACAUGUGCCUCAGCACAUGGGGGUCUGAGUGUGAGGGCUGGAGCCUUCGCAGCCAUCGUGGCCUACCCUCCUGUCCCCCCUCCCCCCAUGCCCAGUUUGGGUUUCUGCUGCACCACCCUGGGCACGGCAGCAGCUGUGAUACUACCUCUGACUGGAGAAGCUGAGGAAUAGGGCCAGCCUGAUCUGAGAGGGUAGACAGCUGGCUCUGGGAGAGGGUUCUGGCUGGGAGGUCUUGUGGACAGCAAGUCUGAAGCUAUAAGGUCCUGGGGCAGCCCCUGGUACCCUUCCUCAGGCAAGGCAACAUGAGUCCACAGGCCUUAGAAGGGAUGGGGCUGGGGACACCCUGAGGUGAGCUUCGUGGGCAGUCUGCCAGGUGCCUAGGAAGCUCUCUGAGCCAUAGGGGUCGUCUCUAGCCUGUAGGGGGCACACUGCCCCUGCCCUGCCUGCCUCUCCUCAGUGGCCCCAAGUUCUCAAAUCCAUGGGACUGGAUCACAAGGCUGUGUCUGGGGCCAGAGUCCUGGGAAUGUGGGUUUCUGGGCGUUGCUAGGGCAUGGGACUUCUUGGGGACUGAAGGAGGCUGCCCAGCCAGGCAAUGGACUGUGUGGGCACCUUCCUGUUGGUGCCUGGGGAGCCGCUGCCUCUGGCUGCCGUGGCCCCUGUUGCUGAUCCUGUCUGCUCCCUGCUGACUUGCUGUGUCUGUUGGAGGUGGCUCCUGGGGGUCAGUUCUGGUCUCGGGCCAUGUUCUUGCAGGUGACUCCUGGGACAAAAAUGUCAGGGAUGAGCUGAGGCCAGGUGUGGAGCAGACCCUGGAGCGCACUGUUCCUUGACGCUGCCAUCUCUGCUCCCAGUGGUGACAUGUCCACAGAGCUACCCUGGCCUGGGUGAGGAUGAGCCCUGACAUACCAUUGUUGGAUGUAUUUAAAAAAAAAAACACAGCAAUAAUUAGCCAUUUUAAAGGAGUGUACCUGUGUAUGUAAACGUGCAUUCCUGUCUUUGUGCAUGUGCGCUUAUGUAUGUGUGAGCAUGUGCAUGAGUGUGUGUGUGCAAGCACACACAGGAGUGUAUGGGUACAUGUGUAUUGUAUAUAUGGGAGCAUGUGUGUUCAGGAGUAUCUCUGAGCAGGUGUGCAUGUGUGAGCACAUGUGUACAUGUGCACAUGAGCAUGUGUGUCCCCACGGGCACCUGCAGGUGUGCAUGUGUAUGUGUGAACAUCUUCGUGUUGUGUGUGUGUCUGUGAACAUGUGUGUGUGCAUGUGCGCACAUUCAUGUCUAUGAGUGUGUGCCUGGGCAUGUCCUUGUAAGUGUGUGCACACGUGUGCGUGUGAAUGUGUGUGCACAUGUGUAGCAGUGGAGAGGGCACCGGUGGGAAGAGCCUCCUUCCUGCUCUGGGAGGUUGCUUGUGGUGAGAAGCAGGGUCCUGUGGUCGUCCCUUGCUGUGCCCACUCCUCUAGGCCCAGAUCCAUGUGAAUGUAGCACAGCCCUGUGGGCUGGUGAGCUUCUCAUGACCCCGCUUCUCUGGCCACCUCCCUCUCUGCUGAGGGCAGGGCAGAGGAGUUGGAGACCCUGGGACAGGACACUGGCUGGGCCUGGUCCAGGUGCAGGUCUACUGUUGUGGUUGUUCCUGAAGCUGUACUGUGAGCCCACAUGGGGCGGAGGUGUCCUAAGACCCGGGAAGUGCCAAACAGCCCCAGGGCCAGGCAACAAGCCAAGUUCCCAAGGAGACAGGCUGGGGGCCUGAGUGGGUGUGUGUCCCCGCCUGCACGGCCCCCAAUGCUGCUGUUUUUCAAUAAAACCAGAGUUGAAGGAA
Messenger RNA from Ictidomys tridecemlineatus (thirteen-lined ground squirrel), 5481 nucleotides. Lineage: Eukaryota; Metazoa; Chordata; Mammalia; Rodentia; Sciuridae. The record is from RefSeq and is a predicted model, not a curated record.